AACAACUCAUCAGUUUGAGGGGAUUCUCUUGUAAUGUAUCCAGGGGCUGCUCCUGUACCAGGAGGUGAAGGAAUUAAUGGACGCCAUGGAAAACUUAUUUUUUUCCUUUUUGUUUUUGGAGCCGUCCUGCUCUGUGCUGGAUUCCUGCUUUCAGUAUUUAUCCUACAGUCAUGCCCAUCUGGAACCUUCAGUGACUGCAACGGGGUCCUUAAGGCAGCUGGGCCUCUGCUGGCCAUAACUGGACUAGUUUGUGUUUUAUUGGCACGAUCCAGGGCCAGGCUCUAUAUAAGACAGAGACAAUUGCAAAAUGAGCAGGUAUACAGCCUUGUAUUUUGUCGAGGGAGCUGCCAGUUCGCCCAGUUUCUUAUCUUUGGGUUCCUGUUCUUAACCAGUGGAAUGCUGAUCAGCAUCCUGGGCAUUUGGGUUCCCGGCUGCAGCCCCGGCUGGCAGGGUGCACCGUACAACCACACCAGCAGCUCUGAAGUGGAUCUGCAGGGCUGUGGCUUCCUGUCGCUGCAAAUCAUGGGCCCCUUGAUUGUGCUCACAGGGUUAUGUUUCUUUGUGAUAGCUCACGUUAAAAAGAAACAAAACUUAAAUCUCAGUGAAGAAUCUUGUGAAAAUGAAGAACGUCCUCAGAGCCCAGACUCCUUUCAAGUUACAGUAGGUGAUGCUGUAAUGGUAUUCCCACCUCCCCCACCUCCUUAUUUUGCUGACCCUCUGUCACCAACUGUGACUCGCUGUCUUAUGUCAAGUGGUUUGCCUGCAAGUGAAAACCCUCCACCAUACCACACUCUCUUCACUGAUGGAUUACAACUUGCAGAUGAUGAAAGAACAGUUGCUAUUAGAGACUAUGAAACCAUAUAUACAAUUUCUGGCAACAGUUCACCUUCAGAUAUUUUACCAAUGCUGUAUCUCGCCUCUGAGUCGCCUCCAAAAUAUGAAGAAAAAGAAGCCUCGAUAACAAAUAAUGAAUAUUCUUCAUCCUCGUUUUCAUCUUCUUCGUCUAUCUCCUUAGCCACAUCUGACACCAGUUCAUAGGGAACUGUGAACUAGACUUCAUUUUUAAAUGAAAUUGUACAUUCAGAUUUAAGAUUU
Messenger RNA from Tinamus guttatus (white-throated tinamou), 1095 nucleotides. RefSeq names its product transmembrane protein 171. The record is from RefSeq and is a predicted model, not a curated record. Lineage: Eukaryota; Metazoa; Chordata; Aves; Tinamiformes; Tinamidae.